AUGAGGGUAUGCUUUGCCAGCCAGAAGACUGGGUACGUGACCCUGGCUAUACUUGGGAUGCCGCUACCGGCCGAAGAAACCCUUCCUGACGGGAAUCUGGGUGUCCGGUACUACGAGUCAACGGAACCGUUGCCUCAGCUCUGCGGGGAUGCCUUGCCUCAAGAACCGGUGAUGGCGGUGUCCGCCUUGUCGGAGCUUGUGAUGGAAGCCUGCCCUGAUUCUUUGAUGGAGGUCUCGCCGGAACCGGUGACCGAAGCCCCGAAAGGACCGUUGACUGGGGGACCACGGGGACCGUUGAAGGAUGUAGCCCAGGAGCCUGUCGUGGGAGCCUGCCCUGCAUCUUUAGCGGAAGCCUGGGCGCAGUUUAACUUCGUCGGUCGGGUGUUGGAUGAGUGCUUGGAGAUGGAGAAGAACCGCAAACCAACACUCACUGCAAGGCAGGAAAUGGAGGUUGUUAGAAUGGCUACGGCCGCUAUCCUGAAAACGGUGUAUGAACGAGAAAGUAUAACGGACGUGUCCAUUUCUGAUUUCGAGGGGUGUUCAUUUCGAUGUUUAAAAUUGGCAUCCUUAAUUUGUGAGUGGCAAGACAGGGAGCAUGGUGGCUUUACAGAAUUGAUUGCAAGGCUGGAGGAGUUGGUAUCUAGACCGGCUGAUUUGUCUGAUACAUGGUUUCUGGCUGGCGUGGUACAGAUCUUCUCUUCAGCCAGGUAUUUGUACCGCUGGCUACCUCUUACAGUAUCGCCGCAAAGUGGCUGGGGUUGCCGGAAAAUGGUUUUUCGGGUCUCCUUCCCAGAUGAUGUCCUCCAUCUACCGGAGAGUGAGGAUUGUGUGAAACGCGUUUGUGCUAGCUCAAAGCUAGACUGGUGGUUCCAUCAAGCUAUUGGAAAUAUUUGUCGUGAUGAAGAGACUUGGCAAUUACGGGGUUGGCCAGCGGCGCUAUUCAAAAAUUAUCGUGACCUGGGCAAGAGGACAUUUGAUGAUGCCAUAAGGGCAAUGAGGCAUAUAAUUCGACCUCCAUCACACUUGUCAGAUCUUAAGUUUAUGGGUUGCUUACUCAAGUACGUUGAGACCACUUCGGCGAUGAAGACUGGGAGACGUCGUGCCGCCCACAACCCCGAAGCCACCCGGUUAUCCUCAUCUGGUGAUCCUCUGCCCUCCUCGUUCGAUUCCAGUCCAGCGCCAGCUUGUUCGACAAGGCCUUGGGUUGAUGCCAGUCGCUUGAUUGAUCCCGAUCACUCGGAUUACCCGGAUAGGUCGCUUGCCGCGGAGAUGACGUCUUUUGUGGCUGGCGUGCUUAAAGAGUGUGCGGAGAGGGAAAGCAACGAGAAAGCGGUUCUGACGGUAGAGAUGAAGCUGGAUAUUGCCAA
Messenger RNA from Gregarina niphandrodes, 1367 nucleotides. RefSeq lists its product as hypothetical. The annotation marks the transcript as partial. The record is from RefSeq and is a predicted model, not a curated record. NCBI's taxonomy places the organism in Eukaryota, Apicomplexa, Conoidasida, Eugregarinorida, Gregarinidae. The transcript has a single exon.